GGGGUUUUAGGCUGGGUUUCUGUACAGCACUUUGAGAUAUCAGCUGAUGUACGAAGGGCUAUAUAAAUACAUUUGAUUUGAUUUGAUUUGAUUAAUCAUUGUUUUUUACAAGACACCGAGAGAGUAACUAUGAUCCAGGGGCCCUUUUUUUUGUGUAGUUCAAAGGAGAAACUAGCGCCUCACACAGCCUCAUCUAGACUUGCGGGCUGUCCCUCUACUUUCACAACCUGUGUACUGAACGAAAGCGCAGUAGUAACUCUCAAUCAACAUGACCGCUGUCAAAGAUACACAAAUCUUAGUACCAGCUCUGCUGAUCUGGACCUACUUUGAGACUUGCUUCUCUCAGAGUGAAAAAAUGACUACAGAGUUCAUCACUGAUUACACUGAUUACCCCACAGACAAGACUGACUUGGAUUAUGAUCAUUGGACCCAGCAAUGCCAGAAGGAAUCCAACCGCCACUUCCGCUCCUGGUUCAUGCCCACCUUCUACUCCAUCAUCUGCUUCCUCGGUCUGGUCGGUAACAUCCUGGUGAUCGGUACCUACGUCUACUUCAACCGGCUGAAGACCGGGACCGAUGUGUUCCUGCUCAGCCUGUCCGUCGCCGACCUGCUGUUUGUCGUGUCGCUGCCCCUCUGGGCGACCAACUCCAUGACGGAAUGGGUGCUGGGGCUGUUCAUCUGCAAGGCAAUGCAUACCAUCUAUAAGGUCAGCUUCUACAGCGGCAUGUUCCUCCUCGCGUCAAUCAGCGUGGACAGGUACUUCGCCAUCUCCAAGGCCGUCUCUGCCCACCGCCACCGCUCCAAGGCCGUGUUCAUUAGCAAGGUGACCUCUGUGGUUAUCUGGGUGAUGGCGCUGAUCUUCUCUGUGCCCGAGAUGUCCUACACCAACAUCAGCAACAAGACCUGCACCCCCUACACUGCCGGCUCAGACCAGGUGCGUGUGGCCAUCCAGGUGAGCCAGAUGGUCUUGGGGUUCGUUCUGCCGCUCCUAAUAAUGGCCUUUUGUUACGGCGCCAUUGUGAAGACCCUGUGCCAGGCCCGGAGCUUUGAGAAGAACAAGGCCAUCAAGGUGAUCUUCACUUUGGUGGCGGUUUUCCUGCUCUGCCAGGUGCCCUAUAAUCUGGUACUGCUGCUGACCACUCUCGACGCGGCUAAGGGGGGCAGCAAGGACUGCCUCUAUGACAACAUCCUCCUCUGCGCCGCUGACAUCACCCAGUGCCUGGCUUUCCUGAGGUGCUGCCUCAACCCCUUUGUGUACGCGUUCAUCGGGGUGAAGUUCCGCCGCGACCUCCUGAAGCUGCUGAAGGAUCUGGGCUGUAUGAGCCAGGAGAGAUUUUUCCAGUACACCUGCGGCAAGAGGAGCUCAGCGGCCGCCAUGGAAACAGAGACCACAACCACUUUCUCCCCCUAAAGCUGCCAAUGCAGCCUAAUCUGUCAGCCUUUUCGACAUGGACAAGAUCUUGUACACAGCCUAUGUUUAUUUCUGACUAUAUUUAAAUAUUUUUUUGUAAGUGUUCUAUAGAUCACUGAAAAGGUCUAAAGGACAUGUAUGCUUAAAUUAUCAGGCAGCUUACUUGUUGCCACUAGGUAUUGAUUUAGAUCAAGUCUGUACCAUUCCAUUUUUUCCUGUUAUAGAGCUGCCAGUGGAGGACUAGCACUGUAAAUACUCAAUGUCUUUGUAUUAUUUCUGUGUUGUUUUUAGUCUUAUUUCCCGAAGUCUAGUAAAUAAAUAAGAAUUU
Messenger RNA from Oncorhynchus gorbuscha (pink salmon), 1739 nucleotides. RefSeq names its product C-C chemokine receptor type 7-like. Gene Ontology annotation, molecular function: chemokine (C-C motif) ligand 19 binding; C-C motif chemokine 19 receptor activity; chemokine (C-C motif) ligand 21 binding. The record is from RefSeq and is a predicted model, not a curated record. NCBI's taxonomy places the organism in Eukaryota, Metazoa, Chordata, Actinopteri, Salmoniformes, Salmonidae. The coding region runs from base 269 to 1411 and encodes 380 amino acids. The transcript is spliced from 4 exons. Gene Ontology annotation, biological process: immune response; G protein-coupled receptor signaling pathway; chemotaxis. Gene Ontology annotation, cellular component: membrane.